This is a messenger RNA of Linum trigynum, 826 nucleotides long. The record is from the annotation of a GenBank genome assembly. Lineage: Eukaryota; Viridiplantae; Streptophyta; Magnoliopsida; Malpighiales; Linaceae.
ACCGAAUUUGAAAGUCGCCAGCUUUUAUCCCGUUUGUUCAUAAAGGGCCAACAAUUACUUUCUACUCGAGAGCUCUCCGGAGAGAAAUCAAGGUUCAGACUUCAGAUGAACUUUAGAAGUUCAUUCAAUAUGAAGGCACUUGCGCAUGGAAGUUGUUGUCCCGCCAUAACUGCCAUCUCAAACUCAAGGUUCAGACCUUCGCGACCGUCCGCCAAUUCACUCCCAUGUCGCGUUUCCUUCGAAUCCUUUUCUCCCUCGAGCUCAAAGGCUUCAGCUUUCCGCUUCCCGAGGUUGAGAAUCUCGCAGAGUGAGGCAGUCGACCUACAAUGCCGCUCUAGGCUUCUGGUGUCUGCGGCGGCGGCGGAUGAAGAUUCAGAGACGAAUUCGGAAGUUGAACCAAACAAUUCUUCGGAUGGGGCUGCAACAGUGGACAUAAAAUUGCCGAGGAGGAGUUUGCUUGUGCAAUUCACUUGCAAUGAUUGUGGUGAAAGAACACAAAGGCUUAUCAAUCGUCUGGCCUAUGAGAAGGGACUCGUGUUUGUGCAGUGUGCAGGAUGUGAGCAGUAUCAUAAGUUAGCUGAUAAUCUUGGUCUCAUAGUUGAGUACGAUCUACGGGAGGAGAUUAAGACCGAUCCAAAUGCAGAGGAAGUUUGAUAACCAAAGAUAGAUUUUGUACGUGCCUCGUUCUUCUCAUGUUUAUAAUGUAACGCGAAUAUUUAAUCUGCAUACUGGCAGAUCCAAGAAUUAAACAAUACAAAAAUGUGGAUACUGAGCUUGGACAGUUUUGAGGCUGUGCUCUUGCAUUACAGUUCCUAUUAUCAUGAGA